CAAUCAAUCACUAAAGAUAUUUUUGAAAAGGGACAAUUUUCAUUAUAAAGAGACUCACCCGAAACUUUACCCCAUCCUCAAUUUAUAAAAAAAAGAACAACAAAAACAGUAAUUAAUUUGACUGAGUCAUAAAAACAAAUCUCCUCAUUUUGAACGUUGCCAAAUUCACAUUCAAUAAUGUCUUCCCAUGGAACAACCCCCAAUGAUUACAUCGAAAGUUUAUCAGAGGAACAGAUAGAACACGACCAAAAGAUCGGGGUCAAGGCCAUCCGUCUUUUCUUACAAAGUAAAACAUCGUACGAUGUGUUACCAGUCAGUUAUAGAUUAAUUGUUUUGGACACCUCACUUCUUGUUAAGAAAUCUUUAAAUAUAUUAUUACAAAAUAAUAUUGUUUCAGCUCCAUUAUGGAAUAAUAAAACUUCUAGAUUUGCCGGAUUAUUGACAUCAUCUGAUUUCAUUAAUGUUAUUCAAUAUUAUUUCCAAUUUCCAGAAAAAUUUGAUCUUGUUGAUCUGUUGACUUUGGAUGGAUUAAGAGAUAUUGAAAAGGCUAUUGGAGUUACCCCAAUAGAAACUGCAUCUAUACAUCCUUUCAAAUCUUUGUAUGAGGCAUGUGUGAAAAUGUUGGAUUCAAAGGCUAGAAGAGUCCCCUUAAUCGAUGAAGAUGAAAAGACUCAUAGAGAAAUUGUUGUUUCAGUAUUAACUCAAUAUCGGAUUUUAAAAUUUGUGGCAUUAAAUUGUAAAGAAACUAAAAUGCUUUUAAAACCAAUAAAAAAUUUACAACUGCUCGGUACUAUUAAGGAUAUUUCUACAUGUACCAUGAAUACUCCAGUGAUUGAAGUUAUUCAUUUAAUGGCUCAUAAAUCGGUUGCAUCCAUUCCAAUUAUUGAUGAUCAAGGUAAAUUAGUUAAUGUUUAUGAAGCAGUUGAUGUGUUGGCCUUGGUUAAAGGUGGGAUGUACACAGAUUUGGAUCUUAGUGUAGGAGAUGCAUUGUUGAGAAGACCAGAAGAUUUCGAAGGGGUUCAUACUUGUACAUUGAACGAUAGACUUAGUACUAUCAUGGAUACCAUUAGAAAAUCAAGAUUACAUCGUUUAUUUGUGGUUGAUGAUGAAGGGAAAUUAAUUUCGGUGAUAACUUUAAGUGAUAUCUUGAAUUAUAUUUUAUUUGGUGAAGAUUAAAUAAUACUACAAAUAGAUAGAGUAGAAUGAUAUUCUUUAUGAG
This is a messenger RNA of [Candida] anglica, 1219 nucleotides long. Lineage: Eukaryota; Fungi; Ascomycota; Pichiomycetes; Serinales; Debaryomycetaceae. The record is from the annotation of a GenBank genome assembly.